Molecule: messenger RNA, 4669 nt
Organism: Diachasma alloeum
Lineage: Eukaryota; Metazoa; Arthropoda; Insecta; Hymenoptera; Braconidae
Gene: Remo
Product: adhesion G protein-coupled receptor A3
Exons: 1
Coding region: 1-4326 (1441 amino acids)
Biological process (GO): cell surface receptor signaling pathway; G protein-coupled receptor signaling pathway
Cellular component (GO): plasma membrane
Molecular function (GO): G protein-coupled receptor activity
Source: RefSeq, a predicted model, not a curated record
AUGCACUUUAUUGUCCUCAGAAAACUGAAUGGAAACCUCUUGAAAACUCUCUCCGAGGGAAGCCUCCAUGGGCUAAAGCUUUUACGACAACUGGAUCUCAGCAACAACCCAUGGGAAUGCAACUGCUAUCUCUACUGGCUUAGCAACUGGAAAAACACUUCGCUCUUCCGGUUAAACUCUACACCUAUGUGUGAUUCCCCUCCAUCUCUGCACGGUCAAUCACUCCUUGACCUGCGUACCUCGGAGGAACUCGAAUGUCAGUUUAACUCCCCAACUCUACAAAUAAACCCAGACCAAAACCAAGUAAUUUUCGCGGGUGACUCAAUAAACUUGGAAUGCAGUGUGCCUAACAUAAGAGACGAUAGGACAGCCCGACUAGACUGGACAUGGAAUCCUAGUGUCUUCAAAGACUCAGGGAGCUUUAUAAAUCCCCAAGACAUUCUAUCCAACAUCAAAGUAGAGAACAGGUAUCUCUCUAAUUCUGGUGUAAUUCACAGCUCCAUCACAAUUUUCCCAGUCAGGAAAGAACACAAUGGGCAAUGGAACUGUCAACUAAUCUCAAUAUACGGUAACAAAUCUAAAACAGUGAGUAUGAUAGUUAUAUCAGCGGAUACAACCUACUGUCCGUUAGUAAUCACCAGGAACAACAAAGGAAUUUACGCUUGGCCUCGAACAGUAGUAGGUUGGAAAGUCGAAUUACCUUGUGAAGGAAUCGGUCUCUCCGCCCUCACUACAAUCCCUCUUCAAGCUUCCUACCAAUGCAACUCUACAGGUAGUUGGAUCAAUCUUAAUACAGAUGCUUGCCCUUUCACUUCGCCCACGACAAAAGCUCUGGAACAAUACUCAAAAGUAAAUCUGUCUCUAACAAAAGGAAACUUAUUAGAAACCGUUGUAAGAUUUAAAAACCAUACUGGAUACCCGAAUAAAAUUACAGAUCCAAUCGAGAUCCAUUUCAUAGCAAAAACAAUCGAGAACUAUUUAAGCUUCUUGAUGGAAGAAGCAGAGCUUGGAGUCAUGUUGAUGGACGUCAUCAGUGCUAUCAUGACCCUCCCAAAAGAGAUGUUAAAGUGUUCAGAGACCUCCUACAACGCUUGUACAAGACUAAUCAAAUCAGUUGAAGUAAUCACGGAGUUUACUCCUUCAAUUCAACUCCAUAAGAAUAAUAUUGCUCUAGAAGAAUUCAAUCUGAAGACAGAAAAUUUUAUGGGCCUCACCUGUACCUGGUACAGCACAGCCUCGGGGGAAAUUAAACGUAGGCUCAUGCACUGUGCCACUAACAAUAGAACUGCAAUCCUGAACACUAAAGAUAAGUCAAUAGAAGCUUCAAUCCAACUCCCAGCUUCAUUACUCCAUCAUUUGGAUAUUACCGUCGUCCACCAUUUGAUGAUUUCAAUGUACAGCUCCAACAGCUUUUUACCCCUGACCACAGGGCCUCCUAAAAUGGACAUUACUUCCGGAAUAAUUGGAAGUAAGUUAAUAGGUUAUCCCGUGGUUAACUUAACAGAACCUGUCUACAUAAUGUUAAAAAUGCCUCGAUCCUACCAUCUAGGAAUUCGACCCAGACCCGCCGUAUGGGACAUGAAAUUUAACUCUUCAGGUCAAUGGUCCACCAAAGGUUGUCAGUUAUCAAACCUAGUGAACAACCUUGUCAUUUUCCACUGUGACAGGUUAGGAUACUACGGAUUAUUAGAAGAUACUUCAUAUCUCUAUGAUAGCCCGUAUGUCUCUGGGGCAACGUUCACAUACUCCAACCCUGCGAUCUACAUAGGAACGUUUGUAGCGAUAAUCUGUCUCAUAAUCACCUCAGUAACUUACAUAAUCUGUUACACAUCUAUCAUAAUGCCGAAGAAGGCGAAGCACUGUGUCAUAAACACUUGGAUAUCAAUCAUUCUCCUUUGCUUUCUGUACACCACUGGGAUCCAGCGGACGAAUUCCAUCGAGAUCUGUCAGGCGGUAGGUCUCGUCCUUCAUUAUCUAUCCCUGUGUUGUCUCCUCUGGAUGGCAGCGUCAGCCAGCAAUAUGUAUAAACGAUUAUCGAAGCCUGAGGUGACUGCAGUUCCUGAAGAUGAAAUCCUUGAGCAACCAAUUCAAAAGCCUUUAUUAGGCAUCUAUCUAGUGGGAUGGGGUAUCGCUUUGAUCGUCUGUGGCAUUUCUGGAGCCAUCAAUUUAAGAGAAUAUGCGGGAUACUCUUAUUGUUUCCUCUCUUCUGGCCCUGCACUGGCAACUCUCUUCGUUCCUGCCAUUAUUCUGAUGUUCUAUCUUAGCAUCUUUUAUCUUCUCAUUCGAUGUGCAAUCAGAAGUGGUGAUCACAAUGGACAAUUAUCAGAAGGGACUCAAGGAACUGAAAAUAUGGAUUUAGAGUUAUUAGAGCCAAAUGAGAACAUUGGGGAUCAAAAUAGUAUUCACUCGACUCAAACAGUUUCUUCGGAGAUUGAAGAUUUCGAGCAUUCUGAAAUUACUCAGCUGAAGAGUCAGGUAGUGAUCCUAAUUCUGUAUUUGAUUGUCUGGUUCUCAGGGGCUGCGGCGACUGUAAGACCUUUCAGUUUUCACAUGCCUCAUGAAGAGACAAUUUUUGCUGUUAUUUAUGGAAUUUCUGUCAGCGCUCUUGGAUUAUUCGUGCUUCUGUUCUAUGGAAUCGCGAGGAGUGAUGUGAGAAAUCAGUGGAGCCUCCUGAGAUGUUGGUUGAAGAAAAAAAAAAACAGAUGCUGCAGAUCUCGAAGUGUCACCGAUACAAAUCCAUCUUUAACUGUGCAACCUCUGGUGCAAAACCUCUCAGUUCCGAUUUCGAAUACUCAAGUAACUCAAGUGAUCUGUGAUACUAAUUCUCUUAAUUCGUCGAAACUCACCAGCGUCUCUCGUGCAUGUAUAGCCCAUAAAACCUCUGAUAUUGGUUCUGAUUGUCUUUCAACUACUAAUAAAAGUCCAAACAUGAAUUUGGUUGUUUUCCAUCGUCAGCAGUAUCGUUCCAACAAUUCUGUAAUCACUUACACUGAAGCUACUCAUUCAGCCUGCAUUGAGAUGUUCUACAAUCCACGGCAGAGUGGUGUAGCCAGGAAGUUUUUCAAGAAACAAAAAAGGCACACGAAGCAUAAUAAUUUGGGCCCCAGGAAGCAAGGCGAUGGUGGAGCAACUAGUGAUGGAGAUAGCUGCAUCUCCGUUCCUAGACCAGCUGCAAGACACCACGAGUCGGAAAUCGAAAAAAGUGUCUUUGGCAGCAGUGUUAAAAUCAACAAUACCAAUAUUCAUGUUGAGUUAAACUUAGUUAACGCCCUCAACAACGUGAAUAUACUUUCCGACAGUGGUGGAAGCAUAUCUGAUGACGGAAAUAUGCCAAUUCAAUACGUAAUAGCUCAGGAAACAAGUAAGGAAAUGGUUAAAAAGCUGGACAACGAUCAUAGGAACGAUCUCGGAAAUGAUUUGCAAAGCAUAAUGGCACUAGGACCACUAUUGAGUCCCAAUGAAUCUGAUUUUGAUAGUAGAGCAGAAGAAGAGAAACAUUUGAAGAACGUUUCUCAACAAUGUAGCUUAGAGUACAGUUCUGAGUUGGGGUCAGGGACACAAGUAUUCAGUGAAAAAAGUGAUCACGAUCUUUCUGAGAUCGGGGAGACCACGAAGACUCCAAAAAAGAUCUUUGAAGGAGACUUUGAAUGUUCAAGUCUUCAUGAACUCUGUCAGAAGUCGGAGAAUGUAGGUAAACCUUUGAUAAGAUUAGAGCACUCAAGCAGCUUGUAUUGUCUCUCUGAAGAUCGAUUUGAAGAUAUUCACUGGCGAAAUAACUAUAGAAGUUCGUGUAAUGAUGUGAGGAGUGUUGAAAUGAGGACGAAGAAUUGUAAGGUCGGAACUAGGGCUUCCAUUGAUGAUUUCCGUAGCGAAGACAGUCAGAAUAUGAUCUCUGGGGUCUACAGAAAUGAUCAACAUCCAAGAACUGAAGAUAAGAGAUUCAUCAAUGAGAAUAUGCUCAAUACAUCAAAUAGAUCUAUUUUCAAUAGAUCGUUGAGAGAUGUCAAUCAUUGUAUCGAGAACGAUUGCGAGUUUUGGUUGAUUGAAUGUUUGACAGUGCCGGAUGUAAAUGAAGAAGUUUUGGUCAAUCGACAAGCUCGUGGAAGCAGUAGGGAUUAUUUGAGGAAAGAAUUCAACUCCUUGCGUGACCUCAGUACAAUUAAUGUAACCCUUGGGGCUACGAGACAUCUGGAUAUAAAUGCUAGUAUCGGCGUAGAUUAUGAGGACACUAAUUAUGAAAAUUCUCAGCACUUUAGUGAGGAUGGAGUGCCGUUGGAUGAUAUGUUACUGGAGACUAAUUCAGUUAAAAGGGAGACGAGUGUUUAGAAUUUUUUUAAAACAAAGUGUUACAAAAUUCAACCUACAUCUAAGCGAUGAAGAGCUUUAGGACAAGCCUUUUUAUAAUGCUCAAAAUUCUCUAUAAACAAUUUUUCAUCAUAGCGUGGGCUAAACUACAUGACUAUGAUCAAUGACGACGUCCAAUUGGUUAAUUUUCACCAAUGGAAUUGCCAUCGAUAACAAUACAGUAUUAUACGUUUCUGUGGAUUAGCGCAAUAUUCAUAUUGGAAUGCCAUGUAUUACGAUACAAAAUUAGUUGAUUUCUCAUGCAUGGUUCAUAUGCGAGUUCAUGCAAAUAACCGAAAAAUGAAUAAAUAUCCAUCUUUUUGCA